This is a messenger RNA of Plutella xylostella (diamondback moth), 5714 nucleotides long. It is a transcript of the gene sky, whose product is annotated as GTPase-activating protein skywalker. The record is from RefSeq and is a predicted model, not a curated record. Lineage: Eukaryota; Metazoa; Arthropoda; Insecta; Lepidoptera; Plutellidae.
AUGAAAAAAUCUCGGAAUCGCGAGCCCGACCGACUGCUUUUACCGCACGAAAGAAAACGAAACUCAAAUAACUCAAAGUUUGACGCUAUUGACGAGUAAAAUUAGUUUCUCAGAAUAAAUCUAAAUUUAUUACUGACGAUAGUAAAUCCACGAAGUGUAAUUACCGUUGAGGUGUUAAUUAGAUUACGAGAGGAGGAAUUGGAAUCGAAAGGACGAUCUAAUAAACCAUCCAUCCAUCCCGUAUCAGUGAAUAUCAUCGUAUCUUAACUUGUCAUGUUCCCGUGCGUAUGUUCAGUCAUGAAUUUAUCUUUGUGAUGAGCAAAUUGAUUCGUUUAUGUGACAAAGCUGAAGCGGUGGCUCCCAUUCGAGGCUAUUAUCCUAUUCGUUGUUACGUUUGGUCGCGCGGGUCCGGGAACUAGGCGGCAGGCGCGCUCGGGUUAGUCGCCGCGGGGCUCCGGCACAGUAAAUACGGAGUCGCUAAUCCUCCUCCGCAUCAUUCAACGGAACAAUUGCGAUUUGAAAAUGGUGCAGCAAGAUUUGACCUAGGUCACUCGCAGUGCCUGGUACUCGUGGAGAAUGGCUGGCCGCAGCUCGCUGGUGUGAGCUCUGAAGCAGCUGAACUGUCUCAGUGGAAGUGAAGUGAAGUGUAGUCAGUAGGCGGUGUGUUGUGUGUGCGUGAGUGUUGAGCCGGGAUGCCCUCCGUGAUGUUGUCGGCGGUGCUUGAAGAGGAGCCCGACCUGUACGAGGCAUUCCCCCCACAUGUGGACCCCACCGGGAUCACCAUCCUCACUGACAGCCCCCCGGGCAAGAAGGCGCCGCUCAAGACCUUCGACGAGGUGCAGCCGCUGCUGCAGCAGGCCCGCAAGCGCGAGCUCAAGCUGCUCAUCCGCGACAACUCGUGGCCCAUCAACAGCCCCGUGCGCGCCGCGCUGUGGCCCGCGCUGUGCCGCCAGCACCAGCACGGCAAGUCCAUGCUCGACGGCUUCUACUGGGACAUGGUCACGCAGGUGUUCGGCACAGUAGAGCUGCCAGACAAGCCGAUCAUGCUGCCCCCCUUCGUCGAGGCCACCCACUGCCUCGGGUACCACCUGACGCGCAAGGGGCGCGCCGUGGCGGACCGCGUCGUGUCGGUGCUCGGCUACGCGUGUCCCGACAUCACGUACAGCCCCUCGCUGUACCCCAUCACGGCCGCGCUGCUGCACUUUAUGCCCGAGGAGGAGUGCUACCACUGCAUGGCGUCGCUGGUGGCGUCCAAGGAGAAGAUGUUCAUCACGCAGACCAAGCUGCUCAACGAGGUCACCUGGAAGACCGUCAUGCAGAUCGCCAAGAAGCAUGCCAAGUCAGCCGCUCAGCACCUCUCAAGACUGUCGGGGGCCAUCGGGCCAGAGCGCAUCUACGCGGACUGGCAGUGGUGGAUCCUGGCAGCCCUACCCUUCCCGCACCUCGUCAGAGUACUGGACUGUUUCUUCCAUGAAGGAAUUAAGGUGUUCUACCGCGUAGCGCUGGCCAUCCUGAUCCUGUUCCAGAAGCACUCGUCCCAGCCCGGCUCGGAGUGGCACGCCGAGGCGACCAAGAACGGGGUGGACCACGCCGUGGACAAGUUCUGCAAGAACAUGCCCGCCUCGCCCACCAAGCUGCUGCGGACCGCGUUCAGUAUACGCGCUCUGAGCUCACAGUACAUAUCCAGGGUGUUCAUAAAGACUGAGAUGACGCUGAAGUCGAAGCAGGUCAUCACCGGCUCCCGAUUGGUCACCCGCUCCUGGUCGUCCGACAACCUGCCCACCAGCCAAUCACAAGUCAACAUACAGAUGAUGUCGCACACACUCACCAUACGAGAGAGAAUGUCUGAGGAAACGUGCAAACAGAUGGGCUCGCACUCGCCGGGGCCGCGCGCCCUGAGCAUGGGGGUGUAUCCCAUACAGACGAUCACGUCGCAGAUACUUGACCAGAGCGAACUCUUCACCCUCUGGUCAUGGCUGCCGGUGCGCAUCACGAUGUACCAGCCCGUGCUGCUGUACACCACGGAGGAGCACGGCUGCUCGCUCACCACGUUCUACGUGCGCGUGGAGCACCACGAGCCCACGCUGCUCAUGAUCAAGACCACCAACAACGAGGUGUUCGGAGCGUACUGCUCGACGCGCUGGUUCGAGCGCAACCAGAAGGACGAGCGCGGCAACCGGCAGGCCUACUUCGGCACCGGCGAGACCUUCCUCUUCAGCUUGCACCCGGUCCGAGCUAAGUACCCGUGGGUGGGCCUGUGCACGGAUGAAGAGAAGCCGGUUCUGCCGGGGGACGCCCCGGUAGUGAAGCCGUCGGCUCAUGCGACUUCCUUGUUCAUGGCCGCCGACGGCAAUAUGAUCACGGUUGGCGGAGGGGACGGCCAAGCCAUAUGGAUGGACGAGAACAUUCGGUUCGGCAAGACAGACCGCUGCUCCACAUUCAACAACCCUCCUCUCUGCCCGAGCGGGGACUUCGAGAUACGCGUUCUAGAGGUCUACGGCUUCUCCGGAGCGUAGGGCGCCAUCUAGCGGACAAGAGAAGCAAUCUCUACCUUAGCCGUGUUACAUAAAUGUUGUUACGGUGUCGUCGUAUCCCAAAAGUGUGAUAUUUGUGUUAUGUAGGUACGUAUGGUGGUCGCGGAGCAAUAAGUACGCUAGAUUUAAAGGAUAAAAGACGUAUUUUUUAUUUUAUCUAAUGUGAGUAUCGCUUAGUUCGCCUGAGCUGCCACUAGAUGGCGGCGCUGUGCAGUAAAGCGAUUGGAUAGUUAAGUUUGUGAGGCAGAAUAAGAAGGCAAUAUAGGGUGCUUAUUACUCUGAGACAUAUUGUCCGAUCGCCGCUUAGGCAGCGCUGUGUUCGUGUAUGUAUCAAAGCUGUAGACAUGUAUGUCCCGACGUAACGGUGUAUAUUAUGUGCCUCUCGUUCUGUACUGUGCUGUCCGAGCAAGACAACGAAAUUAGGGGAACCACCGGCGUCCCGCUAUGUAAUGUCGCAUGUUUAAAGACCAUUGUGUAAGUACAAAUGGAGCUACGGCAUUUGUGAAACGUCUGUGCGCUCAUUCAAAUAUCGAUCUUAGCUAUGGUCCUUAAGGUUCACAUCAACCGCUACUCUUUGCAUGACACUCACAGACGUGUCAUAAAGGUCGUAAGUCCAGAUUUUUCUUGUUGGAUAAAUACGCUUAAUGUAAGCAAUAUGUACCCACGUCUAUUUGUCUCUCAGUGUUGAUCAAGGCCUAGAUGUGUACGCGUUAGGUUUACGGUUCUGGACAACAGCGGUGCGGGAAAGAGAAAGAACAUUCCAGUGAAAGGGAGCCUCGCACGUGAUUGGUCGAUGCGCUUCAAACAGAUUCUCGGUUUGGAGAGGGCAAUUCAAAUUUUAUACUUCUCCUGAAGGGCUAGCACGGGGCGCAAUUAAGACGUGACAAAAGUUUUACAUCGCGCUCAUACACAUGGCACAGCCUCAAGAGCGAGCGCGACCGAGAACUUUUAUCACGACUUAAAUGAUACCCGUGCUAGACCUCCAGAGGUUAUAAGGCUCGUUGUCUGACAACAUUGUUUGUUCUUCGAAAUAUGUAGAUGAAGUUGAUGUUUUAAAGCGUUUUAAUACAUUUGUUGAUAAUGAAGCUGGCGCGUUGACCCGCAUAUGACAAAUCAAUCUAUUGGCUUGUAAGAUAAAAAUUGAUUCGGUCCAUUAAGCAGUAUUCGGUGUUAUAGUAUGAAGUAUCUUCAGUAGUAGGCGCUUGUAGGUUCACUUUUACUCGGCCCAGGAACAUAUGUAGUGUUUGCUCACAAAAAUGUACCAAAGAUAUACCUAUAAUUUCAAUAUGGACACUGCCAUUUGAAUUGGUUACAAGUUAAGUAUUAAUUGAGUGCCAAAAUUGGACCACACGAAAUAGCCGUUUUGGCUACGCAAUAAACCUUUCAUUUGCUUGAACAUUCGGAAAUAAAUUAUAUCUGAAAGUGAGUAAUUGGCCUAAAAUACGAAUAUCUACGAUUUAGAGUUAUUUCACCCGCAGUCUUUCAUUCACUUUAUUUUUAGUUCUAAGUGUUAUUUAUAGGUGUCACAGAAUAGGAAAAUAUCAAAUAAAAUAUAUAUUUUUGUUAUUCUUUGAAUGUGUAAAAUGUUUCAUUUGAAGGCAAUCUUUUAGAUAACCGUUUUCUAUAGCUGGCAAAUUAUUUUGCGUCGUAACUUUGUUACUGAUUUUAGUACCUACAUUUAUAAACAUAAUUAUAUUUUUUUACACAUGUAUAUUGUGUAGUAUUGUUUUUAUUUUGACGAAGCUAUGCGUGGUGAAUUUAUAUGUAACUUGUGCAACACGUUGCUUUGGUAUAUACUGAUCUAUUCAUAAACAUAUCCCUUAUAGUACAAAGGGUUACUUCCUCAGGCCAUAUCAUGUAAUGCUUUUUGUACGGAAUCAUUUCAACAUACUGGUAAAUAAUGCUUUAUAAAAACACAUUGCCAGUAUAAAAAUAUAAUAUACUUAUGGUAAUGUUGAAAAUUCAUUAUUUUCCAGUAAACACCUGUUUUAAUUUAUAAGCGGGUGUAUGAGGUAUUAAAACUUUAAAACACAAGUCUUUUGCCAAGAGGCUGCUUGUAUUUUUUUUGUGAAUAAGAAUAGUAUUUAUUUGAAUAUUUAUAUAUUUUGUUUUGACCUAAACGUUAUAUGAAGUAGAUUAGAUUACGUUUGUAUUAUAUAAUUUUAAUUCGUAAAAAUAGGUCCUUUUUGUUGUAACUUUUGUCACAAUGUGACAAAUUUGUCUGUCACAAAAAUGGAAGAAUGUCUAUUGUUUAGCUCGCCUUGUAAAAAUGCUUCCCGGAUGCGUAGGUACUCUUCGUACAAUACCUAUGUAAUUCCAAUAAGACAGUCGAUAUCUGUGUGGAAUAUUUGAUUAUUGUGAACUAAUACAGAUAUAAUUAGCUGUAAUUAUUAGUCUUUCGUUAAAUAAGGUUGCCGUGUAUAUGAAUUUGUUAAUGCUCAGCCUGUUAUUUAUCGAAAUUUUGUGCCCUAACCUGGCCACACUAGUGCCUGUGGGGAAUCCUAGUCGGAUUCCACUUUUAGUCUAUCUAUAAAACUGCGAUUGUUCCAAAAAUGUAGAUGCAUAUGACUUGUUUUCAAUUCAGAUUUAUUUAAGUUAUUUAUUGAAUAUGUAGGCAGCGUAUGGAUUUAUCUAAAUGUUGUGAAGUCACCCCGCGGCCGCCAAGAUUUUAAGUAUUGUUAUAAAUUAAAUGUCGUAAACUCAAUGUGUAUGUUUGUGAGUGCAGUGUCCUGAGACUAGCGAGUAGGGUGGGGCCGCGGGCAGCCGUUAGCUAAGGUUUAGUUGAUCAGUGUACAGUCUAGUCUUACCCUGUUAUUAUUAUUAUACUACAUACAUAUUUACGAAAUGAUAUUUAAAUUUGCGCUAUCGUAUCCUGCUAUGGACUGUAGGUGGUUAGUUAGUUUGUAAGUACAUUCUAAUGUAAAGUUUAAUGGUUAUUAAUCUCCGUUCUCCUUUCAGUAUUUGUGGUGUAUAUUUUUUAUCUCAGGCGAGCAUAUCUCAUGUUAUUUGACAGUGUGCGAGGCUUGGGGCGCGGGGCUUGCAGCUUCCAUGUAAUAAUUGCAAUAUGAGAAGCAUCCUGCGCCCGUCGGUUGUGCGUGUGCGAAUGUGUAGGUAAACAUGUUUAUGGUAAAUGUAAAUGUUGCUUUAUGUCUACAAAAUAUAUACCUAAUCACGUAUAAA